Messenger RNA from Rosa chinensis, 597 nucleotides. RefSeq lists its product as uncharacterized. NCBI's taxonomy places the organism in Eukaryota, Viridiplantae, Streptophyta, Magnoliopsida, Rosales, Rosaceae. Gene Ontology annotation, molecular function: nucleic acid binding; RNA-DNA hybrid ribonuclease activity. The record is from RefSeq and is a predicted model, not a curated record. Bases 1 to 597 code for a protein of 198 amino acids. The transcript has a single exon.
AUGGCUAUAAAGGGCCAGGCUACGACAGAUUUCAUUUCUGAGCACAUCCCCUCUCAUCUCCAGCCGACGGGUACAGAGGAACCACCAACCCCAUCCCCACAUCCACCAAGCGCUUGGCAAUUGUAUGUUGAUGGCGCUUCCAACAAGAAGACAAGCGAGGCUGGCAUCUUGCUAGUCUUCCCGGAAGGUCAAGUCUACGAGUACGCCCUUAAAUUUGCCUUCAAAGCAUCCAAUAACGCCGCAGAGUAUGAGGCACUCAUCGCGGGUCUACAUGUGGCCCGGGAGCUGGACAUACAGCACCUCCAGAUCUUCAUCGACUCCCUGUUGGUAGUAAACCAGGUCAACGGUGACUUCGAGGCUAAAGAACCCCAAAUGUCAUCCUACCAAGCUCUCGCUCGGGCACUGAUACAGCGAUUCACCUCCUUCAUCAUUACUCAAAUACCAAGAGCAAAGAAUGAUAAAGCAGAUACCCUCGCCAAGCUUGCAGCAGCCUUCCCAAGCUCUGCUUAUGGGGCCACAAAGGUGGAAAUAUUAGAAAAGCCAAGCACUUCUAAAAUGGUGUCCGAAAUAUUCAUGGUUGACCACACCGCUUCCUAG